This is a messenger RNA of Parnassius mnemosyne (clouded apollo), 657 nucleotides long. The record is from the annotation of a GenBank genome assembly. Lineage: Eukaryota; Metazoa; Arthropoda; Insecta; Lepidoptera; Papilionidae.
AUGGAUAAAAAAAUAGCUCAGAAAAUGGUCAAGUACCCUGUUUGCUGUAAAUGCCAAAAGAAAAUAAUUAAAAAAAAGGAUAUACUUUGUUGUGUAUCUUGCAAAAAUUUUUACGACAUAACUUGUGCACAAGUAUUGAGCACCAAAGUUAAUAUCAUGGACAAACUAAAAAAGGAAAUCUGGAAAUGCCAAACGUGCCAUGAAGUCAAAGCUAAGCUACCAAUAGCGAGUGAAAACACCGACAGGCUUUGCUCAUAUAACUCGACAAAAAGAAGCACUAGAUAUAAGGCACCUCCAGUAACGCCAUUGCAUAAGUCUGAAGAGGAAGAAUCAACCAGUUCUGAUGAUGACCUACAUAGCCUGCCAGAUAUUAGUACUUAUCAAAAUGACAGAGAAGAAGAAUUGCUAAAAGAAAUCGCAUAUUUGAAAUUAGAAUUAGAAAAAGCUCAUAAUGAAAUAGAAAAUUUAAACAUGGAAAAUACAAAAUUACAAAAGCAAAUAUUAGAAAAGGAAACGCUGACUGUAAAAUGGAAGAAACUAUUUACUGAAGCGAUGAGUACACCCAAAAGGCGCGCAUCUCUUACAAAUCGAAAUACUACGGAAAAGAAAAAAGAUAAUAAAUCUGUACAAAGCCGACCAAUAGAGUUAGAUGAAUGA